Messenger RNA from Caenorhabditis bovis, 855 nucleotides. NCBI's taxonomy places the organism in Eukaryota, Metazoa, Nematoda, Chromadorea, Rhabditida, Rhabditidae. The record is from the annotation of a GenBank genome assembly.
AUGUUAGGUUUAUCGGCGUCAAUGUUUCAAUUUUCGCCAGUCAUUGACCAUUUCAUACAAACGCUGAUCAAAGAUGGAACAUUUGCUGAUCUUGCAAUCGAUCCGAAGCCGCCUACGAUUGAUGUCGACUCGAUCGAAUUAUUGCCUGAUGACGAUUCUGUGAAAAAAGAUGCUCGAAUUGAUGAAAAAAUGCUCAAUUCUCAAAGUACGCCGCAGUCGACUGGAAUAUCGCCAAAUUCGGCAUUAGAUUCGGGCACGACGCCGGAAAACGUGAUGUCGAAUCAUAAGGCAGUCUCGAAGAAAAUAUCCAUUCGCGUACCGCUUCGUUCUCCGAUUCUGCAGCUCAACACCAUUGGAGCAAAUGCGUUAGCUGGAAUUAGUCAUAUAUUCCCAUAUUGCAAUUUAUUUGAGCAGCCAAAUGCGGAACCUGUGAAAGAAUAUUCGUUUCAUCAAGUAUUGCACAUUGGAAAUAAUAUUUUGGACGACACCGACUAUGAUUUUCAAUCGACGUCGCGAGAUAUGACGUCAGUAGAAUCAUCGAAUGAAACGAAGGACGCGGUAAAAUCGAACCGAUCACUCCACGAGAAAGCUUAUAAAUGCCCGAAAAUCGAUUGCGAUCGGAGAUUUUCGCGAAGCGAUGAGCUCAGUAGACACAUUCGAGUUCAUACGGGGCAAAAACCUUUUCAUUGCUGGAUUUGCAUGCGUUCAUUUUCGCGUUCGGACCAUCUUACGACACACGUCCGAACGCAUACUGGGGAGAAGCCGUUCUCGUGCGAAGUUUGUGGCCGAAAAUUUGCUCGUAGUGACGAGCGACGAAGGCAUACGAAAAUACACAACGAAGAGGUUGAUUUAUGA